Messenger RNA from Micropterus salmoides (largemouth bass), 958 nucleotides. It is a transcript of the gene glo1, whose product is annotated as glyoxalase 1. Gene Ontology annotation, molecular function: lactoylglutathione lyase activity; metal ion binding. The record is from RefSeq and is a predicted model, not a curated record. The transcript has 6 exons. Lineage: Eukaryota; Metazoa; Chordata; Actinopteri; Centrarchiformes; Centrarchidae. The coding region runs from base 68 to 610 and encodes 180 amino acids.
UGGUACCGGAAGGUGUCAGCGGAAUCCUGCUCCCUGUCAGUCCGCCCCGAACCGUCUGUUUGCAAAAAUGAGCGACAAAGGUCUGUCAGACGAGGCAGCGGCAACAGCUUGUAAAGAUGGAAACCCAAUUACUAAGGAUUUCAUGAUGCAGCAGACUAUGCUGCGUGUUAAAGAUCCAGUUAAAUCCUUAGAUUUCUACACCAGAAUCCUCGGCAUGACGCUCCUGCAAAAGUUUGACUUCCCCUCCAUGCGUUUCUCUCUCUUCUUCUUGGGCUAUGAGGACAAGAAUGAGAUUCCUGCAGAUGUGAAGGAAAAGACGGCCUGGACCUUUUCUAGAAGAGCCACCAUUGAGCUGACACAUAACUGGGGCUCUGAGUCUGACGAGAGCCAGUCUUAUCACAAUGGAAACUCAGAUCCACGUGGCUUUGGACACAUUGGAAUCGCAGUUCCUGACGUCUAUGCAGCCUGCAAAUUGUUUGAAGAGCAAGGAGUCACAUUUGUCAAGAAGCCAGAUGAUGGUAAAAUGAAGGGCUUGGCCUUCAUUCAGGACCCUGAUGGUUACUGGAUUGAGAUCCUGAGUCCUAACAAUAUGGUGUCCAUUACUUCCUAAAAACUGUGACAACAUGCUACUUGCUGCAGUGCAUACAGGCCAGACCUGCUGUCGCUUCACGGGGAGUGCAAGUUUAGCAAAGAAUUUAGCAACAUGCGCCUGAGAUGUGGGAAAUUGGAGCUGGAUCACUUGCACAAUGGCUAUCACUGUGCCCUGGAAUGGGCUGGACUAAUAUUGAACAGCUGAUGAGCAAAUAGAUUACACACCUGAGUUAUUGCCGUGAAUAGCAACUACUUUGUGUAGUUUUUGACUUUGUUUACCAUCAUCAGUUUGUAUGUGUGUUCAAAAAGUGAUGCUGAAAUAAAGCGGUGUUAAUGUGUAAUAAACGUGAAAGCUACUCUUCAAAUG